Messenger RNA from Dovyalis caffra, 666 nucleotides. The record is from the annotation of a GenBank genome assembly. NCBI's taxonomy places the organism in Eukaryota, Viridiplantae, Streptophyta, Magnoliopsida, Malpighiales, Salicaceae.
AUGUUGAGGCUAACCAAAAUUCAGGUUGAGAAGUUAAGGAACAAGGCUAAUGAAGGAAGAAAUAUAGAAAGUGGUCGUGGUUAUACUAGAUAUGAAACCUUGUCUGCACAUGUUUGGAGGUCUGUUUGUAAAGCACGUGGACACCAACCUGAGCAGCCAACUGCUUUAGGUGUCUGUGUUGAUUCACGUAGACGGAUGCAGCCACCUUUACCUGACGGUUACUUUGGUAACGCUACUUUUGAUGUGAUCGCGGUUAGUCACGCCGGUGAGCUCAUGUCAAAGCCCUUGGAAUAUGCUGCAAGUAAAAUAAGGGAAGCAAUUGAAACGGUUACAAAUGAGUAUGUGAGAUCCGCAAUCGAUUUCUUGAAGAAUCAACCAGACUUGACUAAGUUUCAAGACCUUCACUCACUAGGAGGUACUGAAGGACCCUUUUAUGGGAACCCGAAUAUUGGGGUGGUUAGUUGGUUAACCCUACCUAUUUAUGGCCUUGAUUUUGGGUGGGGAAAGGAGAUUUAUAUGGGACCUGGCUCUCAUGAUUUUGAUGGGGACUCGUUACUUCUGCCAAGUUCUAACGGAGAUGGGUCUUUAAUUCUUGCAAUAUGUUUGCAGGUGGCUCAUAUGGAAGCUUUUAAGAAAUACUUCUAUGAAGAUACAUAUCUUGUUUAA